AUGGAGGCACGCUUUGCUUUUGGCAUUACAGUUAAAAGGAAAGGGAUAGCCAACCACAGAAAGUAUUACAGGCAUAUAAUGCGUAUCAUAGCAACCGAUCCGUGUCGUGGCCAAGCAUUUGAUGGGGCCUCCAACAAGAGUGGGAUAGGAAAUGGAGUACAAGCUUUGAUUAAAAGAGAGGAAGAGCAUGCCCUCUAUGUUCACUGUCGUGCCCACAACCUCAGUUUAUGCAUUCAAAGCACCACAAAGCAAUCACAAUUGAUGAGAAAUGUUAUUGAAUUCCUGUUUGUGUUAAUACAACUUAUCACUUACUCACCUAAGCAUCUUUCUCUGUUUAAUCAUAUGCGGUCUCAAGUUUUUAUUGACACUGGUGAAACAACUCCUGCUAUACGAACUUUAUGCCCUACCCGUUGGACAGUGAGAAACUCAGCAAUUAAUAGCAUUUUGAUGAACUAUGAGAGCAUUAUAUAUACAUUGGAUGAAGUUAGAAAAGGUAAUGAUGAAUAUGCUGCUAAGGCAAAUGGCCUACUACAACAGAUGGAAUCAUUUGAGAUAUUUUUUGGCCUAAAGGUGUCAUAUCUGAUUUUUAGUAACUCAGAGCAGCUUUUAACAAGUAUGCAAGCAAAAAAUACUACUGUGUCUGAUGCCACUAAUGGUGCUCACCUACUUGUGACUCACUUAAAAUCACAGAGAACAGAAUCUUCUUUUGAAACUUUCUACGAAUUUGUUCUGAAGGCAUUUUCUGAACUUACUGAUGAGCCUUGUCUCCCAAAGUAUCGUAAAACACCUAAAAGGUUUGAUGAUGUUCAUAGCUUAGAAACUCUCCUACUUAAAGCUUCAAAUGGCAUUAUUGAUGAACCAGAAGAAAUAUUACUUCAGUACCUCAAGAAGGAUAUUAAUAAAAAAUGUUUCAUUGCACAACUCUCAAUGCUUCAAGAUAUGAUUCAAAACGCCCAGCAAAAUUCAAUAAAAAAAGUUACAUCAUUACAAACUAUAGCAGACUCUAUGAAUAAGAGUGAUAUUUAUAAGCAUAAGUUAGGAGAAAUUGACAAAGUAUUGAAAGUGUAUUUUACAGUUCCUGUAACAACAGCAACAGCGGAAAGAUCAUUCUCAGCCUUGCGUAGAUUGAAGACUUUUGUUCGUAGCACUAUGACUCAAGAGAGGCUUAAUAAUCUACUGAUGCUUUAUGUUCAUGACUCUCUGACUGAUUCUCUUGAUCUUGCUGAUGUUGGGAGUCAGUUUGUCUAA
Molecule: messenger RNA, 1248 nt
Organism: Amphimedon queenslandica
Lineage: Eukaryota; Metazoa; Porifera; Demospongiae; Haplosclerida; Niphatidae
Product: zinc finger MYM-type protein 1-like
Exons: 3
Coding region: 1-1248 (415 amino acids)
Molecular function (GO): protein dimerization activity
Source: RefSeq, a predicted model, not a curated record